AUGGACGCUGCUGACCGUCUGAAGGAGUCGCUGGUAGACACGGCGUGGAUGGGACGGGCACUGGAGCUUUUCGCGGAUGAACUUCACAACCUUGAGCUGCUGGAGGGGGAAGAGGAGAAGGCGUUCCAGGCGGAGCUGCAGCGGAGGACCGAAAUCCAGCCGGAGCCGGCACCGACCCAGCCCCCGAGUGGUGAGUCGCGGGUGGUGAGCCAUGAAAGGAAGGAUGCGGCAAAACCAAAGAAGGGAUCUGGCCCCCAACCAAAGCGGGGUGCGGGGGAGAGGAUGGUUGGGUCACUGGGGCCCGCGGGCGGACCGGCAAAGGGCAUCGGCAGUGCCCUAUACGCUGCCAAGGAGCGGGAGGCAGCCAUGGUGGCGGCUAGAGAGCAGGAAUUUUGGUACCGCACCAUUCACGAGAUUAAGCAGCAGCAGCAUCACUCACGCGAGGGGGCAGACACACUACGGGCACAUGCACGUCGACAACAACGUUUUUUUAAUGCUAGGAACAUUGACGAGUACAGGAUGGAUGAAAUUUUGCAGGGGACACCGCGAAAGGUGUCCAUAGGAAAGGUGAUAACGGUAGAUUUUUCCCCUGAUGAAGCGCACGGCAAAUACGGGGCAUCCGAAGAAAUAUCGGUGACGGUUCUCUCUUCCAGCACGUUUCCGACGGAUGCCCGCGGCCCGCGAUUACGUUCCGCGGGCCCAGAUGCCAUGGACGCUGACGGUGGGUUCACCAUCGACGCCGUCGGAUUUGCGCGCGACCUCAACACCUCACUGGAGAGGGAGUACGGCUUCCGUCCUGUUGUGGCCGCUCCAGAAGACAAGGCUGCUGUGAGCAUAACAGCGGUAAUCGGCGGUUUGAAGAGCAAGCUGCUGACACAUGCACCCGGGGAUUUGAUGGAGCUUGGCGCCCCGUGGAGCGCCACGCUGCCGCCGGUGGGCUCUACCACCGAAGUGACGGGUGUUACCCGCCGCCUGCCUCUCGCAGGCCACACAGCCGACGACACCAAGGGACUGACACUUCCCGCCAUCAUUCCACACGACAGCGGAGUCGCUGGCGCUGGCAUCGCCCCGGCGCCUCUGCUUCGACCUCCUCCUUUUCCCGCGGCGGCAGUGACGACGGCUGCCGUCGCUGUUGCUGCAAUAACAACAAAAACAACAACAACGAGAAAACUACCGGGGACAAAAAGAGUGGGUGGUGCGGCAAAAGCGACUGCCGAGGGCCAAGCCCGUCCGGUGGCUGUUGCGUCCAAGAAAGUUUUCAGCCCUUUUGCGAAAAUUGAGUGCUCCGCGGAGGACAGAUGCGUGGUGCUGCAAACAACGGUGGGUGUUGAGGUGAGCGCCACCGUACGAUUCAUCAACCGCGAACCCAAUCUUCUUCGCGUGCGGAUUCCUUCCUCGAAGCACGCGUGGAUUACCUACUCGAUGGUGAACUCCUCUGUAGACCGACAUACUUCUCCGGUCUCGUCUUCUCCGCUGCCACCGCCGUCGUCGUCGUACUGUGUAGCCACCUCUGGCGUUGGCUGCACCACACUGAACGAACCUCUCGGAUGUGGCGGCUUCGUCGAAGUACGCAUCACAUUUAGGCCCCAAAGCGCAACAGCGCCCUUGAUUAGGGAGGUGUUGCGGCUUGGGCAUUGCCGGGAGCUGAACUCCCGCCGGGGCGAGGGGGCACAGUGGCACUUUUUCGACGUUACGCUGCACUGUAAAACGAUUUUGCCGCAGUUUCGCCUGCGUCCAAUACCGCAGCAGCAGCAGGAGGGGGAAGGGGAGACGGGGUCCGUGUCCUCAGCUGCACCUCCUGCCACUGGGGGGCGGUGUCGCGGCCGCAAAACCUUGGACCAAACUGUGACGAAGUGUGAGUUUCCGUACACGUAUGUUAUGGAUACGUGCUCGCGACGAUUUUACCUUGAGAACACGGGUUCCGUCGCUGUGGUGAAGCUUAGCAGCACGGAUCCAUGCUUUACGAUUGAUCCACCGCCGGACACCGCCGUACUUCUGCCUGGUGGGGACCGUGUUGACAUCACGGUACACUUCACCCCGAUGCAGGAGAUGCGUUACGAAGCCGAAGAGCUUCUUGUAACGGUGCUGGAGUGUGAGGAGGGGCCUGUUGUGUCGGAGCAUCGAUUCGGGCUUUACGGGGAGGGUGUUUUGCCGCACGUUGAGCUGGUGCGCAUUGGCACCCUCACUAUAGCUGCGCCGCAGCAGGAUGCGAGUGUGCCGCAGUACAUAGUUCCUGACACCGCACCUGACGUUGAGAGCGAGGUGUUGGUCGCGGUGCGCAACCGCGGUCCCAUUGCGGUGCCGUACUUUUGGAGGACAGACACCGUUGGAGGUGGGAGCAGCGUGGGCGAAGGGGUUUCACUGCGAGUGACACCCGCCACCGGUGUCUUUCCUCCGUGGCAGGAGAGCUGCUUUACCGUCACUCUGAGACCCGCGGCGGCUCAGCCCUUGGCUGCCGUGCUUAAUCUCUUUUUAGAGGGUCUGCUCGUCCCACCUGUUGACGCGACAGCGGUAUUGGAUCCGUAUUUGCGCGGUCAACCGAUUCCUGCUGUGCCAUCCCUCAACGCACUGCAGGUGAUGCCAGACCCCUACAUCAUGUUCCAGAAUUGCACGCGCGAACAGCCAAAGGACUGCUGCGGUGUCUUUGCUGUGGGCUUCUACCUCUUUACCGACCCCGUCCUGCCCUCCUUCCACAUCAUCCCGGACCACCUGGAGGAGGGGGUGGAGUGCCUCGUACACUACAGCAACAUGCGGCGCAUCACGAUGAAAAACAGCUCCCCGCGUCCGCUGCAUUUCUGCUUUGACCCGAGCGGGGACGAAUGCCCCCCCGGGGUGCUGCUCUCGACACGCGAGCGUGAGAGGCUGGAUGUCAGCUUUGAGCCCCGAAAAGGGUGUGUGCCACCACACACCAGCGUCACUGUGCAGUUCCGGUUUACGUUGCGGGAGGUCGGCUACCACUUCAUCGCCAUUGACUGCUACAUUCCAGAACUGAUGGAGCUCUUGGCGGCCACUUCGGCUGCAGCCGUGGCGGAGGAAACGUCACCGGCGACGAAGGUUCGCUGCUCGCAUCAUCUGCACCUCAGUGUGACAGGCGUUGGCCCCUCCGUACACUUGAGCACGGACUGCCUGGACUUUGGCCUCAUUGAGCACGGGGGCGAGGCGGAGGCCUCCUUCACGGUAUCGAAUGACAACCCAAUCCCUGUCGUGUUUGACCUCCAUGACCCCAUGCUGCGGGAGCCGCCCCGCUUUGUGUUCCUCCCUCCCACCCACCGUCUUGGCGCGAGGGACUCAGUGGAGGUGACGGUGUACCGCCAGGCAGUGGAGUUGGGUGACUCGCAGACGUUCUUUGAGUUAACCGUGCGGGGUGGCGACACCCUGGCGAUCGAAACCCGUGCCACCAUUCAGGUAGCUUUACUCGUUGUGCAGGAUACGGUGCUGGACUUUGGUCUUGUGCCGGAGGGGGUAUGGGCGGUGCAAAACCUUGUUGUGUCCAACGCCUCCGCCUUUGACAUUCCCUACACCGUCGAGCCUGUUGUGCUGCCGGCCUGCAUUCAACUCAUCACCCCCCCGCCCGGUGUGGUGCGGGCAGGGCAUCAGAACGUUUCUAUUCCCAUUAGCUGCGCCUUUGACUUCCAGCCAGGCAGAGGGGAGUGGGAGGCCUUGCUGUCUAUUAAGAACACCCGGGUGAAGCAGGAAACCCUCGUGGAGCUCCGCUGUGCGCAGGUGCAGCAGUUAGCUGUUGCACUCGAUCUGAUUCCGGUGCCAAAGAUGGCACAAGGGGCCUGCAGCAUGGCGUACACCCCGCCUGUUCUGCCACACACCCUCCCGUCCCCACUACGAAUGGAGAUCGCCUGCUUUAUCGAGGCACUUCUAUGGAAUCUUGUGGAGCUUCGUGUGGUGGAUGCAACAGAUGCGCUGUGCCCGCCCGGUACAGUGACGGAGCUAACCGAUCUAGCAGUUACAACAGAGCGUCCACCAACGGUGUUGCGCCCGUACUGCCCACCUGUGGUGUUGAAGUCAUGCUUACCGGACAAGGAGCCUGUGUGGUCGGAGUUGUUGGUGUUGCGAGUCAGCAACCAGACCGGCUGUCUUGGCUCCUACACUGUGGAGGCGAUGCGUUACCCGGUGAAGGGUUCUAUAAAGGAAUCUUCAAGGACAGGCACACUGCGGGAAACACACGCUAUAACAACAGCGAGAGAAGCCUUUGGGGCAGCGACGAGCCUAGAUGAUGCACGUCUGCCCAUGCAGCGAUCUAACACUACUGUGAAGGGCAAGAGGGAAAAACGUCAAUAUCAGCAGCGCCCUUCUGCUGCUCCUUAUCCAGCUGGACGGACUGAGGGGUCUGCUGAAAAGCCUUCACUAAAGUCGGUUCAGCGUUCGUUUUGGUGUAAAGACGUGGACGGCACGGAUCAGAUGGAGCGUGAGCGUCGUGCCACUUUAGUUGACGCUCAGAAAAUACUUUUAGAUGGACGCGGCGGUGCCACCAUCUUUGGCAACGCGCCCUUUGGUCCACUUUAUUCACACGCCACAGUCGAGGUGCCGCUGACAAUAUUUGCCAACCUCCCCGGCCGCUACGAGGAGACGCUGCAGGUACGCUGUGGUGACUUGCCCUACACGCACAUCCCACUUAACCUAGAGCUGAGUGGGAAACCGGUGCUGCUUGACUCCAACACAGCAGGGCUUACUGUGCUGGGUGGUAGAGAACUGAUGCUCAUGCCGGCCGUCAUUGCGGGUGUAGGGCGGUCGAGGCGCAGCAUGCUUCUCAUUAACCGUGUUCCACGGGAUUUAAAUGUCUCUGUGAAGAUCUUUCUCACUACCGCGACUUUUUCCGUAGUUGCUGUGGACGACGAGGUGGAGGCGGCUGCCGUGACGCUGCAGCUUCAGCCCGUCUCGGAAGAGGAGAAGCGGCGAGAAUCGGAGGGAAGGGGGAAGGUGGCGGCAGUGCCCGAGACUUUUUUUCUCCCCGCGUUGGCGUCAAGGGAGGUUACCGUGGAGUACGCCCCAGAUGCGACUUUUGUGGCCAAGGCGGGUGCAGCUGAGCGGGAGUGGCGUGGCGGUGUCAUCAUCACGGCGGAGGUCGCUGACAGUCCCUUCAAUGAUGGGUUCAUCAUUGAUGAGUUCUACCGCCUGAACUCCGCGCGCUACCCGGCGGAGCGCGUCAUCAAGAAGCAGGUGAGGGAGGCGGUGCCUGCGUGGAUGCGCAGCAUCGUGCGACCCAUCGUGAUGUUGAAUGUGCAGCAGCCCCUCAUCUCCCGACCUGGGGUGGUGCGGAACAACGUGGUUUUGCCUUCUACACCGGGAGAACUGACAGUGCCGCGGGCGCACUUCUCAAUGGGUGCGUCGCACCUGUGCGGCGGCGCCGCGGGCGAGGAAGUUAAAAGUAAACAUGACACCGAAACCUGCUUUUACGCAAGCACCACCACCGGGAAGGAACGAGAGGACGACGAGGAUACGGAUGAGGAAGGCGCGAAGCUUAACGAGGAGACAUUGGUUCACCAGGAGGAGGCGGUUGUCUCACGCCUGCCGCCGGAGCGUAUUCUGGCAAACGAAGAGGAACGCCAGGCCUUGUAUGCGUUUAUGGAGCAGCGGAAGCUGGAGAUGGCGGAGCAGAGCCGCCAUUACUUUAUUCCCAUCGAACUUGAGGUUCGCGCGCGCUGCGGCGUUGCACGGCUUGCUGUGGAACCCUCUGGCGAGUUGGUUCGCUUCCCCCAGUACGUGGAAGGCGAGCCAUGCAUGCAGACGGUGCGGUUAACCAACCCGAGCUGUGCGGCGAUGGAGUUUAUUUUGGACCUGCCGUCCUCCUCCUUCUGCGUUACGGCGACACGUUUCAUUUCGGGCAACAUGGAGGAGGAGCCAGUGGAGGUGGACGACGAGGAGGAGGCACGUGGGCGGCGGGCGGUGGCGGAGCUGAAGUGGAGCAGCGGCGAGGAUCGGCAGAAGGCACAGCGGCUGCUAACAGCCGCGAGGCGGCAGUCGUCUGGAGAGGCGACAGUGACGAAGGUGCGAAUAGAAAAUUUCUCCUUCUCCGGCCGAACUUCCAUGCAGCACGGGGAUACCGCCUUUGUGACGGUCACCAAGUACCUCCUGCGCCCCAACGACGCCCUGGAGGUGCAGCUGGCGUACUGCGUCCCGGCGAAGGAGGAGGUGGAUGCCAUAAUUCGCGGCGGCAGCAGCGUGGAGGCGACGCUCAACAUCAUGUACCUUCCCUCGGAUGGUUGCAUCCAGGCCCCCAGGCCGCACGACGGGGGAACGCCACCCGCCGUCUCCCCACCCCCGGUGCUGGAGUUGACGCAGUCGGUUCCCAUCGUCCUCAACUUCUUGUCGCCUACAGUGCGCUGCAGUCCCGCACAGCUGUGGUUUCGCCCGGGUCAGCUGUUGCACGAUGGAAGGCCGCAGCCGUCAUAUGCGCAAAAAAUACAGUUGCUGAGUUCCUACCCAUCGGCAGUGACGUUUGCGAUUGUCCCAUCGUGUCAAACAUGUGCAAAGGUCUUUCCUGCCCUUACCGCCACCACAACUCCUGACGGCAGCAGCAGCACUGCCGCUGCUGCGGGGCCCAGUUCCUUCAAGCGGAGCACCGCGCGAGAAGCGGCACCUCUCCUCACUCGCGGGCGCCAAUUAAAAGAGGUGACGCGCUACUGGGAAGAAGGUGGCAGCGGCGGCGGGGACGAUGCCGGCGAGGAUGGGGCAAACAUGGAUGACCCUGCCAUUGCGGUGCGCGGCGCUGGGUGUGCGGGGCCAGAGCAGGCGCAGCAAGAGCGGCAACAAAGGGCGCCACAGAAGGAAGAGCAACAGCUGCUCGUGGUAACAGACCCUGAGCACUUCACUAUUACUCCCAUGCAAGGCAUUAUCCCUGGCGCCACACGCGGUGGCCAGCCUGGUGUGUGUGAGAUAGCCGUGACGUUUAGGGAACAGAUGAAUGUCCGCUUUGAGGCACUCUACGAUGUGCUGAUCAACGGUUGCCUGGUGGAGAAUGGCGGCUUCAGUCUUUGCGGAGACAGUCGUGUGACAGAGAUAUGA
Molecule: messenger RNA, 7017 nt
Organism: Trypanosoma rangeli
Lineage: Eukaryota; Euglenozoa; Kinetoplastea; Trypanosomatida; Trypanosomatidae
Exons: 1
Coding region: 1-7017 (2338 amino acids)
Biological process (GO): negative regulation of cell population proliferation
Source: RefSeq, a predicted model, not a curated record